Hipposideros armiger (great roundleaf bat) is the source of this 1852-nucleotide messenger RNA. It is a transcript of the gene CTSC, whose product is annotated as cathepsin C. Lineage: Eukaryota; Metazoa; Chordata; Mammalia; Chiroptera; Hipposideridae. The coding region runs from base 120 to 1502 and encodes 460 amino acids. Gene Ontology annotation, molecular function: cysteine-type peptidase activity. Gene Ontology annotation, biological process: proteolysis. The transcript is spliced from 7 exons. The record is from RefSeq and is a predicted model, not a curated record.
CAGGCAGCGGGUUUCCGGCCCUCUGGUUAUUUUAAGGCGCGUGCGGUCCAGGUCCCCUGACACCGUGCGCGCCUUUCUCCGGCUUCUGCUCCCCCAGCUCUUCUUUGAGCCCCGACAACAUGGGUCCCUGGUCCCGCUCCUUGCCCGCUGCCCUCCUGCUGCUCCUCUGCGGUGUCAGCACCUCGCAUUGCGAUACACCCGCCAACUGCACCUACCCUGACCUGCUGGGCACCUGGGUCUUCCAGGUGGGCCGCGGAGGAUCCCGGCAGGACGUCAACUGCUCGGUGAUGGGACCACCAGAAAAAAAAGUAGUGGUGCACCUUAAGAAGUUGGAUACAGCAUAUGAUGACUUUGGCAAUUCUGGCCAUUUCACCAUCAUUUACAAUCAAGGCUUUGAAAUUGUGUUGAAUGACUACAAAUGGUUUGCCUUUUUUAAGUAUAAAGAAGAGGGUGGCAAGGUGACCAGUUUGUGUCAUGAGACCAUGAUUGGGUGGGUGCAUGAUGUGCUGGGCCGGAACUGGGCUUGUUUCACCGGAAAGAAGAUGGAAACUACCUUUGAGAAUGUGAACACAGCACACCUUAAGAGUCUCCAGGAAAAGUAUUCUAAUAGGCUCUACAAAUAUAAUCACGACUUUGUGAAAGCUAUCAACACUGUCCAGAAGUCGUGGACUGCAACCACAUACAUGGAAUAUGAGACUCUUACCCUGACAGAGAUGAUGAGGAGAAGUGGGGGCCACAACCGGAGAAUCCCCAGGCCCAAACCUGCACCACUGACUGCUGAAAUACAUGAGAAGGUUUUACAUUUGCCAACAUCUUGGGACUGGAGAAAUGUUCGUGGUACCAAUUUUGUUACCCCUGUUCGAAAUCAAGCAUCUUGUGGAAGCUGCUACUCAUUUGCUUCUAUGGGGAUGAUGGAAGCAAGAAUCCGUAUACUAACCAACAAUACUCAGACCCCAAUCUUGAGUCCUCAGGAGGUGGUGUCUUGCAGCCAGUAUGCUCAAGGCUGUCAAGGUGGCUUCCCAUACCUCAUCGCGGGAAAGUACGCCCAAGAUUUUGGGCUGGUGGAAGAGGCCUGCUUCCCCUACACAGGCUCGGAUUCUCCAUGCAAACUGACGGACUGUUUUCGUUAUUACUCAUCCGAGUACCACUAUGUGGGAGGGUUCUAUGGGGGCUGCAAUGAAGCCCUGAUGAAGCUCGAGCUGGUCCAUCAUGGGCCCAUGGCAGUUGCCUUUGAAGUCUAUGACGACUUCCUCCACUACCGCAAGGGGAUCUACCACCACACUGGUCUCCAAGACCCUUUUAACCCCUUUGAGCUGACUAAUCACGCUGUUCUGCUGGUGGGCUAUGGCACUGAUCCAGCCUCUGGGCUAGAUUACUGGAUUAUUAAAAACAGCUGGGGCACCAGCUGGGGAGAGGAUGGUUACUUCCGGAUCCGCAGAGGAACCGACGAGUGUGCAGUUGAAAGCAUAGCAAUGGCGGCCACACCAAUCCCUAAAUUGUAAGAGGUACCUCCCAGCACUUCAUAUUGACCACCAUCAGUCACGGACGGGGAUGAUUUAUUCACUGAUUAGAGACUUUUACAGCAGUAAUUUCAGAAUAUUACAAAUAGGUUCCUGUGAAGAUUUUUGCCUUUGAAAUUACAACCACUCUUGCUUUUAAUACACCUUCCCAUCAACCACGCCUACUUUUUCCAAAGUAUUCACAUAAAUCAAGUUUUCACAGAUGAUUGUGAGCUAUGCAGUAAUGGAUUUUGCGAAUCAUUUCUAAUUCAAACAUGCCAUAUAUUUUUUUGAAAAUCUGUAUGAAAAUCACAAGAAAAUAUGACAAUUAUUAUUAAAUUUUUAGAAACUUU